Molecule: messenger RNA, 339 nt
Organism: Diatraea saccharalis (sugarcane borer)
Lineage: Eukaryota; Metazoa; Arthropoda; Insecta; Lepidoptera; Crambidae
Source: the annotation of a GenBank genome assembly
AUGGAUGAGGAUUUAUUAAGGGGUCGGGCAGCCGCUUCUACCAAAAAGGCAGUGAAGAAAACUCCUGAAUUAUCCUUGCCGUAUGUACCUGGAGCGAGUAAUAGCCCUAUGAAAAAAGCAAAAAUGCCACACUCUCAAAACGCCAAAUCUUACGACACGUGGGAUAGCACACGGAACGCGACUAUGGUGUCGUCUGGUGGCCGGACACCCACGAACCUGCCGUACAUGUGACAUCACGAGCGUGGCUACUGGCGAGCCGCAUAUUUCUACUGAUAUCGCCACUGAUACCGCGAGGACGUGACUCCACACCUAUUAUUCUGUAUAUUUAAAUGACUUUUA